CAGACGGGAGGAUGGCGUCAGGGGCGGCGCAGGCGCUGCUGCAUGUGGUGUGGGGGGCCCUGUCCCCCCCCGGGGCCGGGCGUUGGUAUUUCCUGCUAGCCCUGCGGCUACUGGCCUUGGCCUUCGCCCGGGGGGCUUGGCGGGGACCCCCCCACGAUCUCCUCUGCACUUGGGCCCCCCCUGGACCUCCCCCGCCCCCGCCUCCCCCGGGGCUGCGUCGCCUCUGCGCCGCGCUCUGCUACAACCGGCAUUUCCCCGCCCCCAUGGCCUCGCUCUGGAGUUUGUCCUUCCUCCUCGCCCUCCUCCCCAUCACGCUCCUCCGACUCCUGCACCCUCCCGGCCACGCCCGACGGGGAGCCGAGGGCGGCGACCAUCCCAACAUGGCCGCCGGGGGCAUCAACAUGGCCGCCAGGGGCGACAAUAUGGUCGCCGGGGGCACCAACGUGUCCGCUGGGCACAAUGGAGAAGGUGGGGCCGAAGGGAGCGGCGGUGAGGACAAGAUGGCCACCAGACGCCAAGCCAGUGGCAGAAACAAGAUGGCCGCCUGGCCCCGCCCCAGUGAUGAAAGCAGCGCCCUCAUGUGGAUGGACGAAUUGGACGCGGUCGCCCGGCCCCGCCCCAGCCGCGAAUCCAACAUGGCUGCCGGGCGUCACCUGGUUGCUAAAGCCAAGAUGGCUGCCUCGCGCCACCCGGCCAAUGAGAGCAACACGGCCUCACGCGGGGGUGAAUCCAACAUGGCCGCCAGGCGCUGCCUGCCUGACGUCAGAGACGUGACCUCAUGGAACAAUGAGCCGCGCCCCGCUGCCCGUCCCUGCCUGCCUGCCGCAUCCAACAUGGCCACCCGGCGCCGCCCAAUCCCCGCUGCCAACAUGGCCGACAACCCCUCCCUGCCCGCCCUGCCCGCCCUGCCUGUGCUUGGCAGCCAUGAUGGGCGUGGCCGGUGGCGGGUGUGGCUGGGGGCAGCGGCGGCGGCCAUGUUGGCAGUGGGGGAGGGGGGUUUCCUGUGGGCAGUGCUGUGGCGGCAGCUGCCCACCUUGACGGCCGUUCCCAUUGGCUGCCACCUGCCCACCGCCCCCUGCCCGCCCCUUGCCUGCGCCCUGCCCGCCCGCGCAGACAAGAUGGCCGCCCUCCUCGGCAUCGCCGCCUCCGCCGCCGUCUCCCUCAUCGCUGUCAUGGCCGCCGCCAUCAUGGCUGCUGUCCAUGCCUUGCGGGGGCGUGGCCGGCAAGGGGAGGGGCCUGUCUAGGGUGGCCAUCUUGGAGCGGGUGGAGCCAAGGGUGGCCAUCUUGGGACAGACAGGAUCAAGGUCAGCCAUCUUGGG
Grus americana (Whooping crane) is the source of this 1319-nucleotide messenger RNA. RefSeq lists its product as uncharacterized. Lineage: Eukaryota; Metazoa; Chordata; Aves; Gruiformes; Gruidae. The transcript has 2 exons. The coding region runs from base 12 to 1244 and encodes 410 amino acids. The record is from RefSeq and is a predicted model, not a curated record.